GCGCCGUUUCAUCUGACCCGGAAGUUUUCGCCUCCGUUAAAAGCGUCGGCCGGCUGCGAGCGGCCUCUUCCUGUCCGUGCCAGGGCGGCGCGUGGUCCCCGCCGAGCGACAGAGACGCCUCGGCUGUGCUUUCAGGAUGACGGAGUGGGAGACUGCUGCACCCGCAGUAGCAGAGACCCCCGACAUCAAGCUCUUUGGGAAGUGGAGCACCGAUGACGUGCAGAUCAAUGACAUUUCCCUGCAGGAUUACAUCGCAGUGAAGGAGAAGUAUGCCAAGUACCUGCCCCACAGCGCAGGGCGCUACGCGGCCAAGCGCUUCCGCAAGGCGCAGUGCCCCAUCGUGGAGCGCCUCACCAACUCCAUGAUGAUGCACGGCCGCAACAAUGGCAAGAAGCUCAUGACCGUGCGCAUCGUCAAGCACGCCUUCGAGAUCAUCCACCUGCUCACUGGCGAGAACCCCCUGCAGGUCCUGGUGAAUGCCAUCAUCAACAGUGGCCCCCGGGAGGACUCGACCCGCAUUGGGCGCGCUGGAACAGUGAGGCGGCAGGCGGUGGAUGUGUCCCCGCUGCGCCGUGUGAACCAGGCCAUCUGGCUGCUGUGCACAGGUGCCCGUGAGGCCGCCUUCCGGAACAUCAAGACCAUUGCCGAGUGCCUGGCAGACGAGCUCAUCAACGCAGCCAAGGGCUCUUCCAACUCUUACGCUAUCAAGAAGAAGGAUGAGCUGGAACGCGUAGCCAAGUCCAACCGUUGAUUGCCUGGCCACAGCCGCAAUAAACCUGUUUGCCCUUUGGGGGUGGCCCCAGC
Molecule: messenger RNA, 804 nt
Organism: Hippopotamus amphibius kiboko
Lineage: Eukaryota; Metazoa; Chordata; Mammalia; Artiodactyla; Hippopotamidae
Gene: RPS5
Product: ribosomal protein S5
Exons: 6
Coding region: 137-751 (204 amino acids)
Biological process (GO): ribosomal small subunit assembly; translation
Cellular component (GO): cytosolic small ribosomal subunit; ribosome
Molecular function (GO): structural constituent of ribosome; mRNA binding; rRNA binding
Source: RefSeq, a predicted model, not a curated record